AUGGUGGGAACAGAUCCUCAGAGAAAGGAAACCCCACCCCUGGACGUGGGCAGUGUCAGCCAGACCUUGAAAGACAAGAAGAUUGAGCCAUCGGGCCUCAAGUUCGGUUUCCUGGGGCUCGGCAUCAUCGGCUCAGGGAUUGUCAAGAACCUCCUCAACAGCGGACACAGUGUCAUGGUGUGGAACAGAUCCUCAGAGAAGUGCGGCGACUUCGUGAACGCGGGCGCCAAGGAGAUGAUGACGCCGUCGGACGUCAUUGCCGCCGCCGACAUCACCUUCUCGUGUGUGUCCGACCCGCAGGUGGCAAAAAAUAUGGUAUUCGGAAAUUGUGGAGUGUUGCAAGAAAUGUCCGCCGACAAAGGCUAUGUGGAGAUGACUGGCAUUGACGCAGAGACCUCACAGGACAUUGCAGAGGCCAUAAGUGGGCGAGGGGGGCGUUACCUGGAGGCACAGGUACAGGGCAGCAAAGUGCAGGCGGAGGAGGGCACCUUAGUCAUCUUGGCAGCGGGCGACAGAACGCUCUUUGACGACUGCCAGAGCUGCUUCCAGGCCAUGGGCAAAAAUUCCUUCUACCUCGGUGAGGUGGGCAAUGCCAGCAAGAUGAAUUUGGUGCUCCAGGUGAUGGCAGGCGUCACGCUAGCUGGACUAGCCGAGGGAAUGGCCCUGGCGGACAGGGCUGGGCUGCAGCAGAAGGAUGUGAUGGAGAUCAUGGAGCUCACCUCGCUUGCAUGUCCACUCAUGAUCGAGAAGGGAAAAGCCAUCAUCGAAGGGGGCUUCCCAACACACCUGCCGCUGCAGCACAUGCAGAAAGACCUUCGCCUAGGCAUGCUGAUGGGCGACACCCUGGAGCUGCCGCUGCCCCUCACUGCUGCCACCAACGAGGUCUUCAAGCAUGCUAAGCGGCUGGGCUAUGGGGAGCACGACGUCUCCAGUGUCUACAUACGCACGCGAUUCUAACCCAUAUUGGCCCCCGUGUGCUCACUCUUUUUUUUUUUUUCCUUUUAAAUGUAUUUUGUCUUCUUUUUUUUUUUUUAUGUCUUUUUUUCUGUUUUUGUUUGUAGAAGGCGUAUGUGUCUUGAGGAAAGGAAGGGAGGAAGGAAGCAGGCAGAAGUAGGCAGGCAUCAGUAAAAAUUUGUGUGCACUAAAAACCUCCCUUCUAGCUUUCUCUCUCUCUGUCUCUGUCUCUCGUUAAGGGAGAGGUUAUAUUGUAGUAUUUGUUGUAUUUAAGGUUGUUUUUUUAGCUUGUAUAAAGUAUAAGAGUGAGGUGGAAAAAAAAAGGAUAAAGAAAAGAAAAGAGAAAUUUUAUCAAAACACCUUCUCAUUUGAUGCAUUUACGUACUGAGAUUUAUACAAAAUCGCCUUUUAACUUCUUUUCAUUUUUCAUAUUUCGUAUGUAUGUUUUUAUUAUUAUUUUUUUUUUACUGAGCGCACUUUGUGUGUGUCUCUCGCUAAGGAAUGAAAAAUGUGGAACAGCAGUGCUCAGAAUUGGACAAGUAUUUGUGAGGUUUUCAGUGCAGACGUUCCUUAUUGUUUAUUGAUGCUGGGCUUUCGAGAAAGAAGUUUGUUGAAUUUUUUUUGGUUUUGUUUCUAUUAUUAUUAUUAUUAUUAUUAUUAUUAUUAUUAUUAUUAUUAUUUUUAUUUUUAUUAUUAUUGUUUUUAUUUUUAUUAUACUACUACUACUACUGCAAUGGUCAUUAUUAUAUAUUCUUUAUUAGUAAUAUUAUUAAUGUUGCCAUUGUUAUUUUCACCAGAAUACUGAGAGCCUCAAGGAGCCAUUUUAUAGUGACUCGAAGCUGUUGAAUGCUUAGUCGUUGGUAUCCAAGAUAACUAUAAAGAGUAAAAAAAAAAAAACGUUAUGAAAAGAUUUAGAUAAAAAAAAAUUACCAAAAAAAAAAAAAAAAAAAAAAAAAAAAAAAUAUAUAGAAAAACAGUUUUAAAAAAUCAAUAAAAUAAAAAUACCUUUAUAUAUAUUUAGAAAAAAAAAAAAAAAAAAAAACAGAUUUCAUAAAGCAAACACACGUGGUUAAAUGUCCUCUGUAGGACAGACAGAUCUCGAGUUCACGUCGACCGAAGGGCAGGGGGGAGGGAGGGGAGGGGGGUGGGGAGAUUAGUGUAAAAUGGAGAAGUUUAGGGAAUUUAGGUCCUGCUGGCUAGGGAAGGGGUCUAGGGGUGGGUGGGGUGGGGGUCUGGGCAUUCCUUUUGUUUCCUUUUUCUUUAAUUUCCAUGGGAUGAGAGUGAGUGUUCUUUUGCAAUGGAUUAGAUGUAAGUCGGAAGAUAAUGAGGAGGAGGAGGAGGUUAAAAAGUUGAAGAGAAAAUGCCGAAACAUUUGGCUCAGUUUAGGGUUGAAAGUGAAGAGUUGAUUAUAUUAUACAUUACAUAUAGAAAGAUAUUUUCACACUUCGUGCUUUGUUAUACAAGUUCUGCAUGUGCAAAUAAUAAUAAUAAUAAAAAAAAAAAAAUCAUCAGUUUAUUAGCAGUAAGACUGACGCGUUUCCAAAGCAGACUAAGACAACGGUAGGCCAUUUAAGUAAGCGAAGGAGAGGGGGGUGCGGGCGGGGUCGUAUCUCAUGCCUUGUUUAUAUCAUUGUGGUGCAAUUCAACGUUUUAUGUCUCUCUCUUUAUUUUUCCUUUUUAUAUCUCUCCUUUUCUCCCCUUCAUUCUCCCCCUUUUUAUAUUAUUAGCGUUAUGACGAUUUUUAUUAAGUUGAUCAGUGUUUCAAGGUGAAAGUCAUUCCCCACCCCAAGGAAAUCUAGAUUUUAUUCCUGAUAACAGUUAAGUCGCACUUCUCUGCGAAUGGGCAUUGGGCUCCAUGUUGCAGUUGUAUUUUCUUUGAUAAAUUUGAUUAUUACUGCAGUUAUUAUACAAUUUUAAGGUAUCAUCUUUUUUUUUUUUCUACAAAUAUUGAUGAGGACGAUGCUGGGAUUUAUAUUUUCAUUUCCUCAUAAUAAUCUUUUUCUGUGACAAGAACACGUAACUUUAUAGUAUAUCUGUUAACGUCUGCGUAGAAGUGGAAACUGUGCACAGAAGAAAUAUUCAUAUCAAGUGACAUGAAAGCCCCUAUGUUUAGUUAAGUGUAACAUUUUUUUUUUUUCUUAUUUAUGCAUGUGUAUGUAUGGUGUGUAUGUGUCUGCAUGUACACACAGCGCACAUACAUACAUACACAUGCAAACCCAUACAUAUGCAUAUACAUUUUUAUAUAUUCCAAGCACUAAUGUGGCCUUCUGAAGAUGUAUCUAUGUAGGCAAUGCAGGCUGUUCAUGAAGCAAAGACCUUGUUGGUGUCAAGAGAGUGGUCGAAGUAGAGGGAGUCGAGGCUGAUUUAGAAGGCCGUCACGAUUUUUGAGUGUUUUGCUCCUUUUUGGUCUCGUGUAUGAUGAUGAUGACAAGGAAUUCAUGUUUUAUGUUUUUUUUAAUUAUUAUUACUACUAUUGUGAUUAUUAUUAUUAUUAUUGUUAUUAUUAUUAUUAUUGUGUUUUUUUUUUCAUCAUCUUUUCCUGUACCUCAUGCCUUUGUUUGGAUUUGUGUUAUUUCUGUCUUUUUCUCUCCCUCUUUCCUUUCUCCCUUCUUAUUUCUCUGUCCCUCCCUCCCCUUUUCCCUCCUCCUCUCCCCUUUCUCUCUUUCCAUUUGUGACGAUUUUUUAAACAAGCAUAUUUUACAAUGAACUGAACAAUAAAAACUAUAUAUCUUUAUAUACUUGACAUUAUUUGUUACUUUUUCAUAAAACACGUCUGUUGUAGAAAAGGAAAAAGAAAGGCCUUCAGAAACCUACUGCAAAUUGACCCAGACACAGUACACUUGUUUACGACAAGCAGGUGCAUUUCAACCUGCCGUUACUUUGGUACACGGAAACUGAUGGAUAGAAGAAAAAGAUGUUAAGCCUCUGGACAAAUUAUAAAGUAUAUUGCCCCUAUGCUGGGAAGAGUAGUACAGUUUACCUCUCCAUAGUGUGAAGUGACGUUGUGCGCGAUCAGGGAGAAGGAGAUUGGAGUGGCAUUGGUACAAAUUUCAUAUUUUGUUUCCCCUUCUCGUCUUGAUAAAGAGGGGUGGGUGUUUUCUUGUCUGCUGAUUUCUCCAGUCUAGAAUAAAAGCAUACCAGUAGGAAAUGUCGAAAACUGGAAUUUUUUUUCUUUCUUUCUUUUUUUUAAGAUAAGGAGAUAGAAUUAUAUACAUGUAUAGAAAUGAAUAUAAAUCUGUAUUGCUCUUUUCUUUUAUAGCUGUUCAGAAUACUGGGUUGCUAACCAGUGUCUGCAGGCGAGUGUUCUUUUUAAGAUGUAAAUUGAAAGUUUAUAUAGGAAUGCAUUUGCUCAAAAGUGUUUUUUAUUAUUAUUAUUAAUAUUAUUAUUAUUAUCAUUAUUAACGUAUUAAAGACUUACCUUAAUUAGGAUUUAUGAUCCUUGGUAUAAUGGUUAUUAUUUUCAUAAUUUCUUUCUUUUGUUUUUGUCUUAUGUUAGGUUUUUAAGUAUUAAGUUCUAUUUGUCAAUGUUCCUUUUAUCAGUUAAGUGGCUUCAGUCUUUCCUUUUUCUGAAUCUGUGACGAUGUGCAGGUAUUUCACAAUCAUUUCCAGCUGCAAUGACUGUUUGUGCAAUACCUCAUCUAGUAACUUGUAAGAAUCAUUCAGAAUUGCAGAGUGGCAGGCUUUUUCUAAGAGAGAGUGCAUUCCUUCAUUGUCUGCUCUUUAGGUCUUCUCUUUUCUCCCCCUUUUUACUGUUUUCUCUAUUUUUCCUCAUGUUUUCCCUCUCUCCUCGUCUUCUGUGGCUCUCAUCAACCCUUCUGCUCUUUCCUUGUUCUCACCCCACUCUCUCUGUGCUUUCAGGGUCCUUGUCUGUUACCCAAAUCCUUUUCUUUCCUCAUCUUGCUUUAUUUCUAGAUGAAAUGACUUCAUAAUAUAUUCUUGAUAUAAAAAAAAGGGAGUAAGAAUAGGAAAAAUAAUUAUUCAGUGUUUAAGAGGAAGUAGCUGAUAUGCCCUGUCUCUCAGCAUGUUUUAUGUUUUAUGUUUCAAAAGCAGGCAGUUUAGUGCUUGCUGAAGCCCCAUAGUCUGAUGACACAGUGCACUUUCUAUCUACAGAAUGAGAUGGUAGAGAACUUUGUAAUUUUACUUAGAAGAAAUAUGAAUCCACUCCCUCUUUCCUUCCUCUACAACACCCUUACCCACCAACUCCCCCACCCCACUCCACUCCACUCCACUCUACAAAAUGACGUCCGCAGCGAGAUAUUUUUCCGUCGAGUCGCGUGUGUGCGUGUGAGGACCUGCUGAUGUACGCGACCCGUGUGCACAUGUUGAUAUCCUUUGAAAUGUUUAUAGUUAAUAGUUUGUAUUAUUAUCUUGUAGUAUGUAAGUUGAUAGGACCUUUUUCAUGUACAAAGACGAAAGGAGUUCUGAACGUGUGGCUUUUGGACAACUUCUUGCUGUCAGAUUUAGAGUUUAUGGGAAAAGUGUUCACUUAUUGGUUUUGAUUUUUCCAUUAUAUUUGACUCUGAUUUUAUAUCUCGUAUUCUUCUUUUCUUUGUCAUUUUGUCUCUGUCUCGUGAAGCCUACUCUUUUUUUUUUUUUUUUUUUUUCUUUUGUUUUGAGUCGUGUGAUGGUGUGUCGUCGUCCAGUGUGAGUGCAAGGGGCAUUGCGUUGGUGUUUUGAAUGGGGAGCGAAGCCGUGCCAGUAAAGACAGGAAUUUGAUGCUGGAAUGAGCAGAGAAACAGAUGGGAAUGUGCAGAGAAUGGAAACAGCAAAAAAAAAAA
Penaeus monodon (black tiger shrimp) is the source of this 5732-nucleotide messenger RNA. It is a transcript of the gene Ndf, whose product is annotated as putative oxidoreductase GLYR1 homolog. The transcript has 7 exons. Bases 1 to 957 code for a protein of 318 amino acids. The record is from RefSeq and is a predicted model, not a curated record. Lineage: Eukaryota; Metazoa; Arthropoda; Malacostraca; Decapoda; Penaeidae. Gene Ontology annotation, molecular function: NAD binding; NADP binding; oxidoreductase activity, acting on the CH-OH group of donors, NAD or NADP as acceptor.